GGCAAGAGAGCGCGGCAGCAGUAGGAACCAUGCAGGGAUGUUGCAGACGGCUGGGUCAAUUCACUUUUGGUUUAAUUACGCAGCCGGCUGCAAGUAGGCUAAGCGGCUGCGGUGGACGAAAGAUAAGCCAGCUGACAUGGAGCCACCGUGAAAGCGUCCUGCAUAGAUUUGAAUCGGCGGCUGGCAUCGUUCGCAUUUACCCUUCAGGCUUUCCAAAAACCAGGAGACAAAUUGUUUGCCACUUUUCCACAGCUGAGGAUCACAAUGUCUCCUAUCAACAGCUCAAAGAUUUGUUGAAAUCAAAGGCCAUCCGGCUUAUUGAUGUUAGAGAAAAAUGGGAAAUUGCAGAGCAUGGAAAAAUUCCUGGCUCAAUCCAUAUUCCAUUGGGGGAAGUUUUGAAAGCUUUACAAAUGGACUCAGAACAUUUCAAAGAGAAAUACGAUCAAGAUAUGCCUUCUAAAUCAGAUCAUGUAAUGUUUUCCUGUCUUGCUGGAGUGAGAAGUAAACAGGCUAUAGCUGUUGCAAAAUCAUUGGGUUUUAGCAGAGUUCAGCAUUUUCCUGGUGGCUACAAGGAAUGGCUGGAGCAUGAAUCUUCAAAGAAGAAAUGAUAUCUAGAAUACACAAACUAGGUAUUCUGAAAAUGAAGAGAGGGUGAUAGCUAAUUCUAUUUAAUAAAGUGCAUCAAGAUAUAAAAGGCAUCUAGGCGUAUUAAGACAUGGCUAUUUUGCCAACAAAGAAAAAAGCUGAGAUACGCUUCAAAUGUUUGGCCUGGUUAACAUGGAAAUUUUUGUUUACAUUUUAAAAAGUAAUUGAAAUAGAUUUAAGAAAUAGACAAUUGAUCAUUGCAAUACAUUUAGUAAUAAAUAAUAUUUAAGUAAUAUAAAGUGGAAUUAAAUUGUAGCUAUUUAUUAAUCAAAAUUUAUAUAGCUGCCCAUCACAUGAGAAACUAUGAGUAUCUUUGGAAAUGAAACAAAAAUGUACUAUAAAAAUGUUAAGCCCUUGGGAAAAUGGCAUUAAAAUGUUUAGCCAGGUAAUAGAAAGGACCUGUAUUUUUUUUCAACUUCAUAUUCAGGAAUUAAGCCUUAGUCCCUCUUGUUGUUCUUGACUUUCAACUAUCUCUAAAUAUUAAAUAUUUGCAGAAAUAUUAUGAAGAAAUUUUAUUUUUGUAUAUGCAGAGGGAAAUGAUUAGAGACAUAUGUAUUGUAUCUGUGAUAAGGCUUCCAUAUGCAACUUUUAAAUUAGGGACACAAUCUAUUUCUACAUGAACAACUUCUGGAAAAUUGCUGAAAGAUUAUAUAACAUGAAAACUUUGGAUUUCCAGUACAAUGCGCUAUAUGCUGAAUGGUAUGAGGACCAUUCUAAUCCCAUGUUAAGAUAAUGAAACUGGUAAAAUUUUGUUAACUCAUUCGAAGUUGGCUCUCCCAACUUCUGGUGUAUGUUUCUCUUCUCAUAGCCAAAGACAAAAAAGGCAAACACAUUACUUGUAACUUGUGAUAAGGCACUCCAGAGAAAUAUUUUAAUUUUUUAAUAAUUUUAAAAAAUGCAUUAUGUGUACUUGUACUGAUGCAGUACUUGUAAGAAUUACUGCUUAUGGUUCUGAAAUAAAAUAGUCAAUGUUAA
This is a messenger RNA of Thamnophis elegans (Western terrestrial garter snake), 1620 nucleotides long. Its product is annotated as thiosulfate sulfurtransferase/rhodanese-like domain-containing protein 3. The transcript is spliced from 4 exons. The record is from RefSeq and is a predicted model, not a curated record. Gene Ontology annotation, molecular function: thiosulfate-cyanide sulfurtransferase activity. Bases 30 to 608 code for a protein of 192 amino acids. NCBI's taxonomy places the organism in Eukaryota, Metazoa, Chordata, Lepidosauria, Squamata, Natricidae. Gene Ontology annotation, cellular component: mitochondrion.